UGAAGUCACAGAGUUACAGGUGGCGAUAGGACAGAAGAGCAGAAGAGAAAGCAAAGCGAAAGGAAGAUGAUCAAGUCUACUCCUUUUUUAAUACCCCUCUCAACCGAACCCUCCUUUCUCCUUUCUUUCUUGUUGUACGACUCCAUGGCUGUACCUGUAAUGCGCUGUAUGAGCAAGCUUAACAUCAAGGCCCCACCUCCAUCACCCAUCCCAACCGCCACCGGCUCACGAUCCGCUGCCAACGAGAUCUUAACCGACUUUCUCGAGAAGUCGUUACAGAUCCCCGACCUAACGCUACCCGAGUGCCAGACACUCCGCCACCACGGCCUACCCGAUAAGGUCGAUUUCCAAUCCCUUGGUUUAAGGGAGGUGGGGUCGGUGGAGCGGUUUAUGCGAUCGGCACGGAAGUAUGGAGUGGUGGCGAUAGGGCGGCAUGGGAUCGAUGCGGGGGAGGAGGUGAGGGCGACGGUGAAAGAGGCGGCGAGAGUGUUCGGGGUGUUGGAAGAGAGAGAUACGGGAUACAGGAGGAAUUCGGUGGGAAAGAGGGAGGAGAUUGUGUGGGUUGAUUGCAAAGACGAGAGGAUGGAGUGGGCUCGCCAAUAUAUCGGCGUUCACUUGUAUCACAGCUUCAGUGAAAAAGUAGAGAAAGUAGCAAGUAAACUGGAGGAAGUAGCGGAAGAAUUGGGGAAGAUAUUGGUAGAAAAUGCAAGGCAGGUUGGCAGGAAGGGAUUUCGAAGAGGAGAGUCGGUUGUGAGCAUAUACAAGUACAAUAAUAAUAGUAAUGAGGAUAAGUUGGCUGACCAAGAUCCAAACGUAAACGAAGAAGAAAACGGCCAUUGUUGUGAUUAUACAUUAAGCCUCCACCUUCCAACCAAGCACUGCCAAUUUUCUCUCAAAACUGGGCCUCGACUUUUAACUUUUGAUGUUGCUCCUGACACCCUUAUUCUCACCUUUGGACAUCAACUCGAGGAAUGGAGCAUGGGAGAAUUCAAAUGUGUACGGGGGCGAAUUAUUUAUCGACCAGAAGUGGGUGGAUCCAAGUGCUCUUUCUCCAUGGAGCUUAAGUGUUCAUCUAUAAACAUAACUCACUCUUACAAAAAAUCAACUUACAAAAUGAUCUCCUUAGCUGAUCAAUUCUUUGUUGCAGUCCUUAUUUUUUCCCUUUAUUCUAUUUUUAUGCUCAAAACCUCUCCAUGAUUUAGAUCAAGUUGCAUGUUUUCUUUACAUUCAAUCUCAAAGGCAUGGAAAUGCUUUAUCUUAUGAAGUAUUGGUUUGGGUAA
Messenger RNA from Gossypium raimondii (Peruvian cotton), 1280 nucleotides. RefSeq lists its product as hypothetical. The transcript has 3 exons. Lineage: Eukaryota; Viridiplantae; Streptophyta; Magnoliopsida; Malvales; Malvaceae. The coding region runs from base 67 to 1197 and encodes 376 amino acids. The record is from RefSeq and is a predicted model, not a curated record.